Penicillium roqueforti is the source of this 2916-nucleotide messenger RNA. Its product is annotated as serine/threonine-protein kinase. Gene Ontology annotation, molecular function: protein serine/threonine kinase activity; ATP binding. The record is from RefSeq and is a predicted model, not a curated record. Gene Ontology annotation, biological process: peptidyl-serine phosphorylation; intracellular signal transduction. The transcript has 4 exons. Bases 1 to 2916 code for a protein of 971 amino acids. NCBI's taxonomy places the organism in Eukaryota, Fungi, Ascomycota, Eurotiomycetes, Eurotiales, Aspergillaceae.
AUGACAGCCUCCAGUGAGAAAGAUCCAACCCGACGAAGUCUUUUCAAUCUCUUGAUCCCAACUAAAGUUGUCGUCUCUGGAAAGCCAGAUACAUCUCCAACCGAUUCUGCGGCAACGGAAAGCCCAGUAUCGGAGCCAAUUAUCCCAAGGGGGGGGAAAGAUCGGCUAAGGGCUCGUUUGACUCGCAGUGGCUCCAAGAUUCUACUGUUGCUAGGCUUACGUGGUUCAUCCCAAAGCAACAAAGGGUCUAGCGUCGACAUUGAUUGCUGUGAUUCGGUGCAGGCCGACGAAAGCACAGGUCUCUCGAACCCAUCCUCCCCAUGUGGUAAUGGCGAUAAUCGCCCGGCAUAUCUGACUGCAGCUGAGUCUGUACAAAGUGAACUAUUACCUGCCACUCUUUUGCGCAGCACCCCCACCCAGGGGGUGGAAACUUUGUCUGAGCCACUUCCCGACCUACGGCCACCCGAGAGUCAGGGUGAGUCGGCUGUUGUCGACGACGUGCAGCAACAUAGCUCAAGUGGGGAACCCCUGUCAACUAGUGUCACUGAACAGCCGAGUCCAACAAAUUCUAAAUUCGUCGAUCGCUUCUCGCACAAGAUCUCGCUAGCGUUUGGUCAGCCCACUGUCAUCCGCCGUGUGCAUCUUCGGUCACGACCGAGUGUUCUUCCCGCCAAUUCUCCGGUAUUAGACGGUCUCUGUAAGCAGAGUGAUGGCGCUAAUGAUAGCUCCAGCCCAUCAACCAGCCCCAGUAGUGGUGGGUCUCCUGCCGGCGGGCAGUCAACUUCACUGACUCCGCUCACGUCCGUGGGGCCGUCUCCUUCCUCGGAUAAAGGCAAGCUGCCCGACGGACACGAAACUGCAGUGAUACAUUGGCCCUCUCUUACCGAGAUCAAUGAAGCUUCCAAUGCUUCAGACAAAAAUGUAAUCACAAUAUCGCCGUCGAUCAAAACUGUGGAAGCGACAUCAGUGGCAAAAGUUUACUUGGAACUAUACUUCAACUCCAUUUUUCAAAACAAAGAUCCCCGUCAGCAACGUCAGCUCGAGUUGGAGCAGCAUAUCUAUGCGUUUGAGCUCACACCCGAGGAACGGCUGAUGACAAGACACAACUGGGUCUUACGAGAGAACGAUUAUCUUCGACAAUGCCGUGUGCUCAAAUCAAACCGAUACUGCACUCAAACCGAAGACGCCAUCUCCAUCGCAGGUUACAAAGCUAUAAAGGUAUUGGGGAAAGGAAGCUUUGGUGUUGUGCGUCUUGUUCGACGGAAUAGCUGUGAUUCAAGGAGUUCCCAGGAAGAUGACCCUCUUACUCUCAAAGACAACAAUGUCCACGCUAGAUCAAAUCCUUUUGGAGCUCUGAUGUCUGCCAUGGAAGGUGCCAGACAAACCCGUCGAAGGUACAUGACCGGCGAAAAGAAGGAGGUAUAUGCCAUGAAAGUCAUCAAAAAGGCCGAGAUGAUCCGCAACUCCCAGGAAGGCCAUAUUCGCGCGGAAAGAGACUUCCUUGUUGCAUCUGAGAACUCUCGCUGGGUUGUUCCUUUAAUCGCUAGCUUUCAAAAUGCCACCAAUCUAUAUCUUGUGAUGGAUUACAUGGUGGGUGGAGACUUUUUGGGGCUACUGAUCCGCAAAGAUACACUCCGCGAGGACUGGACACGAUUUUAUAUCGCGGAGAUGAUAUUGUGCAUUGAGGAGGCACAUCGACUUUGCUGGAUUCAUCGCGAUGUCAAGCCUGAUAACUUUCUCAUCUCUGCGUCCGGCCAUUUGAAAAUUUCCGACUUUGGUCUCGCUUUCAAUGGGCAUUGGUCGCAUGACCAAGCUUAUUAUAACAGCCAUCGCUACUCUUUGCUGGAGAAGCUUGGCAUCGAUGUCAAGGGUGAUUCCGAGGACCAAGAGGCGUCUGCUGAAGCGAAAGAACUCGCUCCUGAUAUAAAGUUGCACAUUGUGGAUGACCAUGCUCUUCAUCAGCCAUCCUCAGCAAGUCUGUUGGAUUGGAGAAACAACAAUGGGCGACGCAGAUUCGCAAGAAGUGUUGUUGGAACUAGUCAAUACAUGGCACCCGAGCUCAUUCGCGGUGAAAUGUAUGAUGGACGAUGCGAUUGGUGGAGCUUGGGUAUUAUUCUAUACGAGUGUCUAUAUGGUUUCACACCCUUCGCUUGUGAAAAUCGCCAUGAUACAAAGAUCAAGAUCCUUCAACACUCGAGAACUCUACGAUUUCCGCGGGAGAAAUUCACAGACAAGUUAGUCUCACAAGAUGCCAUGGAUCUGAUUAUCAGGAUACUCCAAGAGCGCGAAUAUCGCCUGUGCUCUCCAAAGUACCAAGCCAAUGAUAUACUGAAUGGACGUCCUGUCUCGACCCAAUUGCUCUACUCCAUGGACGCGCGGUACAGAAACAUCGCGAGUUACUACGUAUAUCCCAACGAUGCAGCAGACAUCAAGAUUCAUCCAUUCUUCCGAGGUAUCCGAUGGCAAGAUCUCCACAUGUGUCAACCACCAAUGAUCCCUAGGGUCAGGAACUGGGAGGACACUAGAUAUUUUGACGACUGGAAGUUGGCCAGCAAUGGUGUCGAGGAAGCUGUUAAUAGUGACUCAGAGGAUCCAGACCAAGAACCUCACGCGAUUACUCCCGAAAAUCAAGAAAUAAGACCAGCAGAGGACGCUAUCGAGCCGCCAGCUGCUAAAACUACCCCAGGUGUAGCAAAGGAGGCAAAAGACACCGAGAAGAAAAAGGAGAAGAAACGGCCCCGCGAUAAAAUCCUCCGAGACAAACAGAUAAGCAAGACGGUCUUGGACAUUCGGAAAAAGGGCGCUUUUCUGGGGUACACAUACCGACGACCGAACGAUGUUGCGUUGGCCUUCAGCACAGAGCGAGGGCGUCAACCGUAUGCCAGAGGCCAAUUGGCCGACCUGUAUGCAUCAUGA